Messenger RNA from Nylanderia fulva, 1032 nucleotides. Lineage: Eukaryota; Metazoa; Arthropoda; Insecta; Hymenoptera; Formicidae. The record is from RefSeq and is a predicted model, not a curated record.
CGCCGCGCGUCGCGACGCCAUCAGAACACCUGACGCGCUCGAGUCAACCCCACGAACUUGCGCGCUCCGAUUUCUCUCGUCGGCAAUCAGGAAGGAAGACAGAGGGAGAUCUAUCGCCUCUCGGAGGACGACGGGAGGAAGGGAAAUAGAGCUUACAAUUAGUCUCGCACGCGUUCGCGUUUUUUCAUUGAUCCCUUCAGUUUCUCAUCCCUGAAACCGGUGUGAAAGAUGUCCUCCAGUUUCAUUCCCGCGAUUGUAAUUUUCAUCGUCGUCGCCGCCUUUUAUCUUGCGAGAGCAGCGAUCGCCAACGAUCCUCGUCAGCAACAGUUCAUAAAGGAAGUUAAUCCUAAGAUCUUGAAUUACGAAGCGGCAGUGAAGGCUUCGUUCGGUAUAUCUCACGAACAUUUUCAACCGAUUACAGAUUGUAUGUUUGUGACGUCGGAAAGUGGACCGUUUUCCUAUAUUUCGGCGUCCGACAGCGACAACGUUUGUGGAAUAUAUUUAUUAACUGAUCCAGACCGCAAGAUAGAGAUACAUUUCGACAGCUACGACGUUCCCUGCGAUCAUGAUGGACUCUUGGCGGUAGUUGACGGGUGGGAAUUAAACGGUGAAUUAUUUCCAAACGAGUGCGAUCAUUCGUUACCGAUAAAGGACAGGGUGACGGAGUUCUGCGGUAAGAACAGGUGGUAUCAUAGCAAGAAGAUCUUUACGAGUUCGCAGAACGCUGCGCUUAUCCAGUAUAGAGUACCUCAGCGUGGAAAAGGCUUUGUCGUAUCCGUGAGAUAUCCAAAAAAUCCGAGACCCUGCAACGUCUUGUCGGUGAGCACAACAGAUCCAGUCACGCUCCGCAAUUACGGCCGAGGGAUUAACUGCACCCUCCUAGCGGUAUAUCCUGGUACCGUGGAAGUGAUUGCGCUCAAUGUCGGCAGCACCAGCUCGUCGCAUGGCCUUGCUCGUAUGACCGAACCCGGCACUCUGCGCAAAGUAAGUUCUAACUUCGUUCCUCAGUGGUAUAAGAUGUAUUGUAAUUAG